Klebsormidium nitens is the source of this 4019-nucleotide messenger RNA. Lineage: Eukaryota; Viridiplantae; Streptophyta; Klebsormidiophyceae; Klebsormidiales; Klebsormidiaceae. The record is from the annotation of a GenBank genome assembly.
GUCUCAGUCUGCGGCCUCCGAAGAGUCAGAGCACUGUUCUUCGAAGUCCGAAGGGGAAGGCGUUGAUGCACGGGCGCGGUGGGCCGCUCCUGAUGGGCCUUUACCAGUGCCAGCGAAGCGGUGCAUCGGCGCCUGCAAGGCCGGAUCUUGGUGGAUCUGACUUCAAAGGGACAAAUUGGUAAUCUUGCAACUUGCGUAUGCAGCUGGUUUGGGUGGUUUUAAAGAGGCAGCCCUUUUCUCCUACAUCGCCUGUCGGCUCAUUCAUGCGCAAUCCUGCAGAAGGUAGCAGAUUGUUUGAACUGUAGCCCCUAGCUUAGGGCUGGCUCCAUUACUGAUAGGUCGUGUAUGGGAAUGCUCCGGAAAAGUCUGGCUGGUUGCAAUUGUCUGUUGUGCGGGGCACUGAAUUCCUCGUUUAGUAAAUGGUGCGGGCACCAGUCGCAACGUAGCGAGGCAGCUCAGAGCUGUGGUAAUUGGCGGCCGCGUGCCGGACAAGCGCGCUUUUUCCAAUCAUGAGUCGGUCCAGCAAUGGGAGGAAAGCUGGAGGCGUUGCGCACCACGCCAACGGGGUGGCUGGCGCAGAGGAGCGUAAGGGGGCGGGCCCGCCUCCGCCCGCCGCCCUGACUGCCCAGUUUGUGAAGCUGGUCCAGGAGGAUGACGCGCAGGGCCUGGAGGCGGCGCUGGCUGCAGAGAAAGAGAGGCUGGCAGCGGGCGCGCGCAAGGGCAAGGCCAAAGGGAGCGAUCCGUCAGCAAACUUGAAGAAGCGGUUGCUGCAAUAUGCUGCAGCGUGCGACGCAGACGAGUGCUGUGCAUACCUGCUCGAUGAAGAGGAGGUGCCCAUUGACGGGGGAGACGAACACGGGCUGACCCCGCUGCACCACGCGGCCCACAACCACGCCAAGGCGGCAGUGCAAGCGCUGUUUGACAGGGGGGCCGAAGGGGACGAGCUCAGCAAGGAGGGCAAGACGCCGCUGGAAACGGCAAUUGCAAGCCCAAAGUUGCACAUUGAGUGGACCCCGCACAUGCAGGCCACCAGCCUGGUGGAGCUCAUGCAGAGCAAGGAGCUGGCGUGCCUGCAGCUGUUGGCGGACAUGGUCCCUGCCAGCCUGCUGGUGCAGGUGGCCUUUGCGACGGCCGCUGAGGGCGCUGUGCCGCGCCUCGUGGUGCUGCUCCUGGUGGGCAGCAAGCACAUUGUGAACGCCGUCAGCCGCAUUGGGGAGGCUGCCAGCGCCACGGGCACGCUGGUGGAGCUGCUGCUGCGCAAGGCGCUGGCCACGUCGCCAGGGGCCAGCGCAGACAAGGCAAUCGGCGGCGCGCUGGGCCCGCGUGUGGAGCGCGAGGUGGCACUCAAAGCCCUCGAGGUACUGCUGCUGUGGAAUCCGCGCCUGACCAGCCGCGGGCCCGAGGCACGCUCCCCGGAGCACAUCCCGGUCAUCCGCUCCGCGCGCGCCAACGACGCCGAGGUGGUGCGCCUACUGCUGGAGGCAGGGGCUGAUGUCAAUGAGACGGACAGCGAGAGCAACACGGCGCUGCACUGGUGCCUGCGCGGGCCGCGCGCGGGGCUGGACGUGCGCGUGGUGAAGCGGCUGCUGGAGCACGGCGCGGCGUGCACGGCCAGCAACAAGCUGGGGGCCACGCCGGUGCACACUGCGGCAGGGCACGGGCACGCGGAGGCGCUGCGCCUGCUGCUGACACAGGAGCCGGCAGCGGUGAACGUGCUGGCGGCGACCAAGGAGACGGCGCUGCACUACGCCGUCAAGAACGGGCAUGCCGAGUGCGCGCGCGUGCUGUUGCUCAUGGGCGCCAACCGCAGCGUAGUUAACGUGCGCAACCAGCGGCCCGCAGACCUGGCUGCAUCCCCUGUGCUGCGCCGCCUGCUGGGCUCCACAGAUCUGGCCCUGCUCAAUACGCCCAUCGCUGAGGCGGAGGACCCCGCAAGGAGCCCCAGCGGGGGCAGCGGGUUCGCGGGGGAUGCGGAUAGUCUGGCAGACGACGGAUGGCAGGUUCAGACGGGGCGCACCAAGACAGCGGGACAGGGGGGCAACCACCCCAAGGGGGCAACUUCGCCCAAGGUGGGCGGACUAGCCAGCAGCGGGGCCAGCAGUAGUGGUGUCCCUGCCGGGGGGAUGACGAUUGGUAUUGGGGGAGUGCAGCUGGAUGCCAACAACAUGCCCCCCGCCAAGACGGUGCUGUGCAAGUUCUUCUCGUCAGGGCAGGGCUGCUCGUGGGGCUCCUCCUGUCACUUUGCCCACAACAAGGAGGAGCUCCUCGCAGCCCGUGCCAAGCAGGGCCUGCCCCGGGGCGGGCCCCCCUCCCACCGCGAUCGCCCCACCCCCACCCCCAAGCAGGCCUCAACGCCCCCUUCUGUCCCGGUGGAGGCCCCGCGCGCCCCCCCUCCUGCCCCGCUUGCCGCGUCGGCCCCCCGGCCACAGGCUCCCCAGAGCGCCGCCCAGCAGGAUGCGGCCCCGCUGCAGGACAACCGUUUCCUCAAGACCAAGCUCUGUGUGCGAUUCAGCAAGCUCGGGGGCUGCCCGAGGGGAGACAAAUGCACGUAUGCUCACGGAUUUGGCGAACUGCGGCCUUGGGUGGAGGGCGAGGGUGGGGGCAGUGCGGGCGGCAGCCGGCCCGCCACCCCGGCCAGCGUGCCGCCCAGCGUGCCAGCCACCCCCGAGGCAGCGUGGAUGCAGGACGACGAGCUGGCCGACAAGAAGAAGGUCUUUGUGGGAGGCCUGCCCGCCUUUGUAGAAAAAGACGACCUCUGGUCCUUCUUCGAGGAGAAGUUUGGCGCUGUGGCGGAUGCCAUGGUGGCCUACUUCCCCAACGGCGCCUCGCGCGGCUUCGGCUUCGUCACCUUCCAGCAAGAGAAGCCCGCCGCGAGUGCCGCCAAGCUGCACUACCUCCCCUUCCAUGGCAAGCGUGUCGAGGUCAAGUUCGCGCAGCCGUUCCAGGACCGCUCCUCCGCCAGCCCCGGCAGCCGCGCCUCGCGUGACGGGUCCCGCCACACCAGCGGCUCCAUGUCGCCCAUGCCGCUGCCCCCCGCACCCACCACCGCGGCCGUACAACCACCGCCGCUCUCCUUAUCAGGCUCAGGGCCCUCCAAUAGCUUCCAUGCCCCGCACUCGUUACAAUGCGGAGCGUAUGCUGCAGUGGCCGCCCCUUCCAAUAGCCGCUCCCUUCCUUCGCCCAUUGGUCCGCCAUCUCCCUCGGUCGGAGUUGUGGGCCAACGUGGCCCCCCUCCCGGCAGUUAUGCCGCCGCCGCCGAGCAGCAGCGGCAGGCGGAGCAGGCCCGGCACUUCGAGGAACACCCCCACUUCCAGCAGCCCGCGAGCAGCGCGCGCGAGCCGCAGCCGAGCCCCCCUCAGCGCAGCCAGCACCGGCGGGGGCCGGGCCUCGAGGUGCCGCAGGGGCGGCAGUACGAGCAGUUUCCGGUAGGGCCGCGGGCGGCGUUUGGGAACCUUGAGGGCUUUUCCACCGGGCCUGAAGACAGCAGCCUGAUCUCGGAGCUCAUGUCGUCGUUGGCGCUGCCGGAGCAGGCGCAGAACGGUCGGCGCAGGCCGUAUGACGGAGGAGCAGUGCAGCAGAACGGGCCAGGCUUCGGCCCCAGUCGACAGGGGCAAGGGCACGCAGCCGCGCAGGAGCUGGGCAUGCCAGGCGGGAACGAGUCGCUCGACGGUGUGUGUGUGGUCUGCUGGGAACGGAAACACGCGUGCGUGGCAGUGCCCUGCGGCCACCGGAGCUUGUGUAUACCCUGUAAAGACGCGCUUCAGCAGUCGAAUGCUGAUCGAGAUUGCCCUAUAUGUCGGUCAACUGUUAAUCAUUGGGUCGCGGUUCCCCAGGGAUAGAGUGAUGGUACUUGCUAGUGUCAGGAUGUCAUUGCAAAGGUCGCAACCAGAUGUCAAUUGACCAUAAGCAAGUGCUUCACGCCUUUUACGUUGGGACCUCUAUAUGGGUCGAAGAACCUUUGUAUAAUUGGAUCAUGUGCUGUGUUUGGAACAAAGUGGAUCAACUGGCGAGUUAUGAGC